Caenorhabditis auriculariae is the source of this 447-nucleotide messenger RNA. The record is from the annotation of a GenBank genome assembly. NCBI's taxonomy places the organism in Eukaryota, Metazoa, Nematoda, Chromadorea, Rhabditida, Rhabditidae.
AUGAUUAUGAUAAUAUUUUUGGAGUCGAAAAACGUCAUGAGAAUCGCCAUGUGGGCCGAUAAUCGCUACAAAAUCGGGUCUUUUUCCGAACGUAUCAUGUGGGAAAGUAUUAGUGAUUUUUAUCCCUUGUAUGUAGUUUUCGAAAGGAUGAAUAUUUUUUUUCGAAUAACUUUACUGUUUCAAAAAAAAAGGCUCUCAAAAUUUUUUGGAAUAGCUUCGUCGCGGUCGCGUUGCGGUUCUAGCGGAUUUUUUCUUGUCCUCCUGCUUUACGAGGUCAUCGCGCGGAAACUGUCUCAGGUCGGGUGCGAGUUCGAGUAUUGGUCUGAAACAGUUUCCAUGCAGGAACAUCUGGAAAAUAGGAACCGCAACGCGACCGCGACGCCUCGAGCCAUUCCCACUGCGGCCAGGAACACUUAUUUCCAUGUCUACAGAUCCAUUGUACCUUGA